Messenger RNA from Moneuplotes crassus, 1711 nucleotides. Lineage: Eukaryota; Ciliophora; Spirotrichea; Euplotida; Euplotidae. The record is from the annotation of a GenBank genome assembly.
UGAAAAAUCAAAGAUGAUCAGACCAGGUUCCGCUGUAAAAAGAAAGCAACAGCAGGCAAAGACGUCUGCUCCUCAGCCAAAGUCAAAGGAGAUUAAGAUGCCUGAAGCUAAGGAUUACCUAAAGGAUAGGGAUUAUAUUGGAGCUAUCACUCUCUUGGAUUGUGAAAGGAAGUAUUCAAAGAAGCAUGAUCUUAAAACUUUACUCAGCUUGGCAUACGCUUGCUUCCAUAAUGGAGAUUAUAAGAAGGCAAUUGAUACUUAUGAUGAGCUCAUGAGAGGACAUGAUUAUGAUAAGAAUUUCCAUCUUUACAAAGCCUGCUGUCUCUAUGCUGAAUGUAAGUACAAAGAAGCUAAGAAAGAAUGAGAAAAGGCAGGAGAUAAUGUUGAUGGAGGGCUUUUUAUCCGUCUCAUGUUCCAUCUUUCCCAUAAAUUAGGCGAGGAAACACAGAUUAUGAAUUAUCAUCAGCAACUUACUAGCAGUAUUAGAGAUGAGCUUUGUAUUGCUGCUCUUCAUUAUUUGAGAAAUCAUUACGAGGAAGCAACAGAGAUCUAUAAGAAAUUGCUCUUGGAAAACAGAGAUUUUCAUGCUCUAAAUGCAUAUGUAGCUCUUUGUUACUACAAACUUGACUACUAUGAUGUCUCUUUAGAAAUACUAGCUGUGUAUUUGGGCAUCAAUCAGAAUUCUAUCAUUGGAGUUAAUCUCAAGGCAUGCAACCAUUAUCAGCUAUAUAAUGGGAAAGCAGCUGAGGCUGAGCUCAAGGUCCUCCAAAACAGCUCUACUAGUGGAGAUGUCUUCCAGGAUAGUGACUUAUUAAGACACAACUUGGUUGUUUUCAGAGGUGGUGAGAACGCACUCCAGGUUCUUCCGCCUUUAGUUGACAUCAUCCCAGAGGCAAGACUAAAUCUGGUAAUCUACCAUCUCAAGAAUGAAGAGGUAAAUGAAGCAUUCAAACUUGUUAAAGAUAUGGAGCCGGUCGUUCCAAAAGAAUAUAUCAUCAAAGCUGUUGUCCAUUCAGUCAUUGGCCAAGGAGAUGAAAGUAAGGAGCAUCUAGGAAUAGCUCAGAAGCUCUUCCAGCUUGUAGGAGGAUCAGCAACAGAAUGUGACACUAUCCCAGGAAGACAAUGCAUGGCUUCAUGUUUCUUCCUUCUUAAGCAAUUUGAUGAUGUGUUGGUGUACUUAAAAUCUAUCAAAUCUUAUUUCCUAAAUGACGAUGAUUUCAAUUGGAACUUUGGUAUUGCAUCUGCUUCAGCUGGUGAAUACAAGGCUGCUGAGGAGGCUUUACUUCAGGUUCAAAAAUACAGAGAAGAUUAUACCUACCUAUCAUGGCUAAGUAGAUGCUAUAUCAUGAACGGAAAGCCACAACAUGCAUGGGAAAUCUAUAUUAACAUGGAGACCUCUAACGAAAGUUUAUCGUUGCUCAAUCUGAUUGCUAAUGACUGCUAUAAAAUGGGACAAUUUUAUUAUUCAGUUAAGGCAUUUGAUGUUCUCGAAAGACUCGAUCCUGAUCCAGAAUUUUGGGAUGGAAAGAGAGGAGCAGCCAUUGGUCUCUUCCAACUCGUAGUUGCAGGCCAAGAAACAAGAGAAAAAUUGAUUGAGGUAAUUAGCAUGCUGAGAAACACGAGUAACCCACAAGUUGAAUUCUUUAUCAAUGUCAUGAAGAAAUGGGGAGAAGACAACGGAUUUAGUUUCUAAUUUCUGAGAAAAUUAGAC